Emys orbicularis (European pond turtle) is the source of this 2865-nucleotide messenger RNA. RefSeq names its product catenin delta 1 (gene CTNND1). Bases 1 to 2865 code for a protein of 954 amino acids. Gene Ontology annotation, molecular function: cadherin binding. Lineage: Eukaryota; Metazoa; Chordata; Testudines; Emydidae. The transcript has 19 exons. The record is from RefSeq and is a predicted model, not a curated record. Gene Ontology annotation, biological process: cell-cell adhesion; cell-cell junction assembly. Gene Ontology annotation, cellular component: plasma membrane; cytoplasm; nucleus.
AUGGACGACUCGGAAGUGGAGUCAACUGCCAGCAUCCUGGCCUCCGUCAAGGAGCAGGAGGCGCAGUUUGAGAAGCUGACCCGGGCGCUGGAGGAGGAGCGGCGCCACGUCUCGGCGCAGCUGGAGCGCGUCCGGGUCUCCCCACAGGACGCCAGCCAGACGAUGGCCAACGGCACCCUCACCCGCCGGCAUCAGAACGGCCGUUUCCUGGGCGAUGCUGACCUGGAGAGGCAGAAAUUUCCAGAUCUGAAACUCAACGGACCACCGGACCGCAGCCACCUCCUCUACAGCACGAUCCCCAGGAUGCAGGACCCAGGCCAGAUUGUGGAGGAGACGUAUACCAUGGAGGAGGACCCAGAGGGCGCCAUGUCUGUUGUCUCAGUGGAGACAUCUGAUGAUGGGACCACCCGGCGCACAGAGACCACGGUGAAGAAGGUGGUGAAGACUGUGACCACGCGGACAGUACAGCAGGUCCCCGUUGGGCCGGAUGGGUUGCCUGUGGAGGGUUCUCCUGUCUCCAAUAACUACAUCCAGACAGUGGACAGGAACUUCCGUAAAAAUGGCAACGGGGGGCCUGGCAGCUACCUGGGCCAGCCUGGCACCGCCACACUCCCCCGUAACUAUCACUACCCAGAUGGCUACGGUCGCCCCUAUGAGGACGGCUACCCUGGCAGCGACCACAGCUAUGGCAGCCUGUCCCGUGUGACCCGUAUCGAUGAACGUUACCGUCCCGCCAUGGAUGGCUACCGGGCCCCGAGCCGUCAGGAUAUCUACGGUCCCCAGCCACAGGUGCGGGUAGGGGGGAGCAACGUGGACCUGAACCGCUUUCACCCAGAGCCAUAUGGGCUGGAAGACGACCAGCGCAGCAUUGGUUAUGAAGACAUGGACUAUGGGAUGAUGCCGGACUAUGGCACUGCCAGGCGGGCGGGGACUCCCUCAGACCCCAGGCGGCGACUCAGGAGUUAUGAGGAUAUGCUGGUGGAUGAGGUGGCCCCUGAUCAGUACUACUGGGCCCCACUGGCCCAGCAUGAGCGUGGCAGCCUGGCGAGCCUGGACAGCCUGCGGAAGGGAGGGCCCCUGCCAGCCAACUGGCGCCAGCCAGAGCUGCCUGAGGUGAUUGCCAUGCUGAAUUUCCGCCUGGACGCGGUCAAAUCCAACGCGGCGGCUUACCUGCAGCACCUGUGCUACCGCAACGACAAGGUGAAGACGGAGGUGCGAAAGCUGAAGGGCAUUCCGGUGCUGGUAGGGCUGCUGGACCACCCCAAGAAGGAGGUACACUAUGGGGCCUGUGGGGCCCUCAAGAACAUAUCUUUUGGCCGAGACCAGGACAACAAGAUUGCCAUCAAGAACUGCGAUGGUGUCCCUGCCCUGGUGCGGCUGCUGCGCAAGGCCCGUGACAUGGACCUCACUGAGGUCAUCACAGGGACGUUGUGGAAUCUCUCCUCUCAUGACUCUAUAAAGAUGGCCAUUGUGGACCACGCGCUGCAUGCCCUCACUGACGAGGUCAUCAUCCCGCGCUCCGGCUGGGAGAAAGAGCCCAACGAGGACUCCAAGCCACGCCACAUAGAGUGGGGGUCGGUGCUCACCAACACCGCUGGCUGCCUUAGAAACGUGAGCUCUGAGCGGAGCGAGGCUCGUCGGAAACUGCGUGAGUGCGACGGGUUGGUGGAUGCCUUGAUAUACAUUGUCCAGUCGGAGAUUGGCCAGAAAGACUGCAACAGCAAGCUGGUCGAGAACUGUGUCUGCCUGCUGCGGAACCUAUCGUAUCAAGUCCACCGUGAGAUCCCGCACGCUGAGCGCUACCAGGAAAUGCCUCUUAACCCCGCCAACAAUGCUGGGCCCCACGCUGCCAGCUGCUUUGGUGCCAAGAAAGGCAAAGAUGAGUGGUUCUCCAGAGGCAAAAAACCUCUAGAAGAGCCUGGUGCCGAUACAGUGGACUUUCCCAAAAGAACAAGCCCUGCAAAAGGGUAUGAGCUCCUCUUCCAACCAGAAGUAGUCCGGAUAUAUAUCUCGCUGCUGAAGGAGAGCAAGACCCCUGCCAUCCUAGAGGCCUCAGCAGGAGCCAUCCAGAACCUGUGUGCUGGUCGCUGGACGUAUGGCCGGUACAUCCGUUCGGCGCUGCGCCAGGAAAAGGGGCUCUCUGCUGUCGCUGACCUCCUGACCCACGACAGUGAGCGGGUGGUGAAAGCAGCAUCCGGCGCCUUGCGUAACCUGGCAGUGGAUUCCCGCAACAAAGAACUGAUAGGUAAACAUGCCAUCCCCAACCUAGUGAAGAACCUGCCAGGCGGGCAGCAGACCCCAGCCAAGAACCUGUCUGAGGACACGGUGGUGUCGAUCCUGAACACCAUCAACGAGGUCAUUGUGGACAAUCUGGAGGCCGCCAAAAAACUGCGUGAGACUCAGGGCAUCGAGAAGCUGGUGCUGAUCAACAAAUCUGGGAACAGAUCAGAGAGGGAAGUCCGAGCCGCUGCCCUUGUGUUGCAGACAAUUUGGGGGUAUAAGGAACUGCGGAAGCCACUGGAGAAGGAAGGAUGGAAGAAAUCUGACUUCCAGGUGAAUCUAAACAAUGCCUCUCGGAGCCAGGGAGGUAACUCGUUCGAUGACAGCACCUUGCCCCUCAUUGACAGGAACCAAAAAGCAGAUAAGAAAUCCUCCCGAGAGGAGAUCCAGAUGAGCAACAUGGGACCAGACAACAACUACACCACACUGGAGGAGAGAGACCACAAUAGGACCCUAGACCGGUCUGGAGACCUGGGCGACGUGGAGCCGCUGAAGGGAGCACCGUUGAUGGAGGAUGAAAGGCAGGAUUCCCUGCAUGAGGAGGAUGACGACCUGUUGGCUUAUCCGCCUAUGCAGAAGAUCUAG